Messenger RNA from Electrophorus electricus (electric eel), 2416 nucleotides. RefSeq names its product HCLS1 binding protein 3 (gene hs1bp3). Lineage: Eukaryota; Metazoa; Chordata; Actinopteri; Gymnotiformes; Gymnotidae. The record is from RefSeq and is a predicted model, not a curated record. Gene Ontology annotation, molecular function: phosphatidylinositol binding.
GACACUUGAGCCAACAUGAAUCAUCUAUACUCGUUUUCCCCUCGAAAGCCAAACAUAAGCAGUUCCAUAGACUUGACACUCUAGCAAUUGUCUUACUGAGCAGGAUUAAAUUACCUCGCUACUAGAGCCAGCUUGCUUGCUAACAGUUGAGUAGCCAGCCAGCUAGCGUUAGCUCCAACAUGAAAGACUCUCCUCCGCGCUAUCACUAACAGUUGUGUCUCGUGAUUUGGCAUUGGUCACGAGCGUGCUAGAUAGGUCCGUCGUUUGGUUCGAUAGAAUCCGAAGAACGUCUGUAUUUUGUGCACGCGGAGUGAAAUGACAACAGCUUGACGUUAGCUAGGUGACAAGUUUUAGAAAAGCCACUAAGCUAAGUUGGGACACUAGCAAAGCUUCGUCGUUCAGUAAUGCCAGAUGGACUUAUUACAAGCAGGCCUCUGCAGAAUGAGGCUACUGGUAUCGAUCUGCAGGUGCCCCUCUACCAGGAGAUCAGAGGAUCCAUGAUGACUGGCCAUGUAGAGUACCAGAUUGUUGUGGUUACCCGUCUUGCUGCCUUUAAGAAUGCUAAACACAAACCAGGAGAUGUUGUACAGUUAGUGGUCUCAAAGAAGUACAGUGAGAUUGAUGAGUUCUACUACAGUUUAGCUGCUCAGUAUCCCAGCAUCCAUCUGCCUGCCAUGCCUCGCAAGGCCCUGUUUGUGGGUGAAGCUGACAUUCGUGAGCGUCGCACAGCCUUCAAUGAGCUUGUGCGAUUUAUUUCCAAACACCCCACUCUGUCCACCUGUCCAGAGCUAUUUGAGUUCUUAGGAGCAAAAAAUACAGUCCAUGAUGUCAAACCUUCAAACACCCCUGACUGGUUAGUGGAGGAUGAAGAUUCUGGGCUGGAUUUCUUUGGAAAAGAUGAAGCACCCUAUAUUCAGCCUGAGGAAGCAAAAAAGCCAGUGAAGGAAGAAAAGGUACAUGAGGUAAAGGAAGAUGAUGAUGAAGAGGAGUUAUUUGACCCCUUAGGUGGUGUGAGGUCUAAGAAACCCAAAGCUGCAGUGGCUUUGGCCAAACCUGCACCAAAACACAAAGUCUUCCUGUUUGAUGAGUGGGAUGACCCAGAUAAGGAGCUCUUUCAGCCAGCCCGAAUGGACAAUAACCUGAAACUGUUUGAGGAUCCAGAUUUAGGGGGGGGCGUCACUCUUGGGGACUCUUUGCUGCUCCCUAAUGCUUACCAGAAGACUACAGCCUUUCUUUCAUCUCAGUUAGAUGAAAUCAUGGAGGAGGAGCUCUUUAGUGUGGAAGAGGAUUUGGACAAGCUUUUAGUGAUUAAUAAAACUAUGAGGCCAAAGCCAGCCAUUGCCCCAAAACCUCAACCAGCACUGAAGGUCAAACCUGCUGUUCCCCAGAAGCCUUCCUCUCUGGCACAAGCUGGAAUAGCCAUUGCUCCUUCAGGCACUGCACAGGCCAUGGAUCAGCUGGACAUCCUCAAGUACAUUCAGCAGAAUGAGACUGCUGCCAGUGAGGACUUGGACCUUUUUUAGCUAUUCUCUCUAGGUAUAAAGCCAGGCAAAGGUUUCUCUGCAUGAACAUAAAUACUCAGCAAAUGCUCUGUGAUCCUGAAGCUGUUCCAGAGCGUAGCCUUGGUUCACAUGGUGGUGAGAGUUAGACAGCCAGCGUUGCCUUCUGAUGCCUUCUGAUAACAGCUAAAUCACCCAUUUAUGUACUUUGCUUCAGAGUUCUUUAGCACUUGGUGUUGGAGAAUUCAAUUUCUUAACAGUGAACACCAACAAAACCAACAAGUUGCACAUUAUGCUCUUUUUAAUGAAACAAUGAACUUUUUAUUAUUUGGAUCAGUUGUGUAAAGUAUUCAUGAACCUAAAAAAAUUGUGGCGGUAGGCAUAUAUGUACAUACCACAUUGGGGACAUCUUCCAUAACUGUGGGACCAUGCUUCAAGUGGAGGCUGCUGUGGGUUUUUUAUUAAUGGUUGUGGAUGUGCAUGUCCGUUUGUUAGGGGGAGCUGCAGCACCCUCUGCAUCCCUACUUCUCAUGGCAUUGAAUUCCUCUAUCAGUAAUAACAAAAUCAUCUAACGUUUGAAUUUUCAUAAUGUAUGCUGAGCUGGAGUUGUUAAGGGUUAUAUAAUUCAUAAAGAAUAUUCUGCCUUUUUUACCUAAUGGUAUGGGGAUUCUUUUUAAAAUUUUGUUAAGGAUUGUUCUUUCUACCUGUCUUUAACAUUGUUUUGGCAAAUCAUGUGGACCAAAUUCUUGUAUUCCUCAUGGAAUCAUUGUAGCGCAAUACUCUGAGCAAUUGUAAACAUUGCAGACUCUGGUAUUUGCAAGAAUGACAAAAGAACAGUCGCUGAGUACUGGAUAAAAACCUAAAUAAAAUAAAUCUUAACUUUGACACUAACAGGAAUAAAUGUCUAGCAAAAUGGG